Messenger RNA from Cygnus atratus (black swan), 1671 nucleotides. It is a transcript of the gene MCRS1, whose product is annotated as microspherule protein 1. Gene Ontology annotation, biological process: positive regulation of transcription by RNA polymerase II. The transcript is spliced from 13 exons. Gene Ontology annotation, cellular component: MLL1 complex; Ino80 complex; NSL complex. Lineage: Eukaryota; Metazoa; Chordata; Aves; Anseriformes; Anatidae. Bases 110 to 1546 code for a protein of 478 amino acids. Gene Ontology annotation, molecular function: G-quadruplex RNA binding; protein binding. The record is from RefSeq and is a predicted model, not a curated record.
GAACUGCUUCCGCCGCCACCCGGAAGCGGCCCGUCCAUGGAGGCGCCCAGGCCGAGGGCGUCGCGGAGCCGCCGCCGCUCCCGGGGAUGAGGUGCUGUCCCCUGACCUGAUGGCGUCGGGCGCGGCGAGUCGCUCCGAGGACGAGGAGUCGCUGGCGGGGCAGAAGCGGGGCUUGGCCCAGGCCUCGGGCGCCAUCCCGAAGCGCCGCAGCUCCUCACGGUUCAUCAAGCGGAAGAAGUUCGACGAUGAGCUGGUAGAGAGCAGCCUGGCCAAGUCCUCCAGCCGGGCCAAGGGCGCCGGCGGCGUGGAGCCGGGGCGCUGCUCGGGCAGCGAGCCCUCUUCCAGCGAGAAGAAGAAGGUUUCCAAGUCCGUGUCCACCCCAGUUGCGCCCAGCCCCGUCCCGACCCCUGGCCUUGCCAAGCGGAUGAAAAAGAGCAAGCAGCCCCUGCAGGUGACGAAGGACCUGGGCCGCUGGAAACCUGCCGAUGACCUUCUGCUCAUCAACGCUGUGCUGCAGGUAAUGGCCCCGGCUCUCCCUGGGGUCCUGGCGGGGGGGGUCUGCAGCCCCCGGCGGAGCCGUGCCCUCACCUGGGGGCUUUCCCAGACCAACGACCUCACCUCGGUGCACUUGGGCGUGAAGUUCAGCUGCCGCUUCAACCUGCGGGAGAUCCAGGAGCGCUGGUACGCGCUGCUCUACGACCCCAUCAUCUCCAAGCUGGCUUGCCAGGCCAUGCGGCAGCUGCACCCCGAGGCCAUCGCCGCCAUCCAGAGCAAGGUGCUCUUCAGCAAAGCCGAGGAGCAGCUGCUGAACAAGGUGGGAUCGAGCAGCCAGCCUACGCUCGACACCUUCCAGGAGCUCCUCCACAAGCACCCCGACGUCUUCUACCCCUCACGGACGGCCAAGGCCCUGCAGCUGCACUGGCAGCUCAUGAAGCAGUACUACCUGCUGGACGACCAGACCGUACAGCCGCUGCCCAAGGGGGACCAAGUGCUCAACUUCUCAGACGCUGAGGACAUGCUGGAUGACAGCAAGCUGAAGGAUGUACGGGAUGAGGUGCUGGAGCACGAGCUGACCGUGGCCGACCGGCGCCAGAAGCGGGAGAUCCGGCAGCUGGAGCAGGAGCUGCACAAGUGGCAGGUGCUGGUUGACAGCAUCACGGGCAUGAGCUCCCCAGACUUCGACAGCCAGACGCUGGCCGUGCUGCGGGGCCGGAUGGUGCGGUACCUCAUGCGCUCCCGGGAGAUCACGCUGGGCAGAGCCACCAAGGACAACCAGAUCGACGUGGACCUAGCGCUGGAGGGCCCAGCCUGGAAGAUCUCCCGCAAGCAAGGUGUCAUCAAACUGAAGAACAACGGGGAUUUCUUCAUCGCCAAUGAGGGCCGGCGCCCCAUCUACAUCGACGGGCGGCCCGUGCUUGGCGGCAACAAGUGGAAGCUCAACAACAACUCGGUGGUGGAGAUCGCCAGCCUCCGCUUCGUCUUCCUCAUCAACCAGGACCUGAUCGCGCUCAUCAAGGCGGAGGCGGCCAAGCUGGCCCAGCAGUGACAAGGGGUGGGGGCUGCUCUGUGUGGCCCCGCCCCCAGCCCCACAUAGGGUGAUGGGGAAGUCCCCCCGGACUCUCCCGUGGGGUUGGAGGCUGCUGGAAAUAAAGUGUUUUACUCCAACCCUGA